Heterocephalus glaber (naked mole-rat) is the source of this 945-nucleotide messenger RNA. Its product is annotated as olfactory receptor 5B2-like. NCBI's taxonomy places the organism in Eukaryota, Metazoa, Chordata, Mammalia, Rodentia, Bathyergidae. Gene Ontology annotation, biological process: G protein-coupled receptor signaling pathway. Gene Ontology annotation, molecular function: G protein-coupled receptor activity; olfactory receptor activity. The record is from RefSeq and is a predicted model, not a curated record. Gene Ontology annotation, cellular component: membrane.
AUGGAGAACAGGUCAGAGGUGACCGAUUUCAACUUGCUGGGUCUGACUGAUGACCCACACCUGCAGGUUCCCCUCUUCAUCACCUUCCUCCUCAUCUACACCAUCACUGUGGCUGGGAACCUGGGGAUGCUCCUGCUGAUCCUCCUGGACCCUCGUCUGCACACUCCCAUGUACUUUUUCCUUGGUAACAUGUCUUUGGUGGAUUUUUCCUCUUCUUCAGUUAUCACUCCUAUAGUCAUUGGUCAACACCUUACAGGAAACAAAAUCAUUUCCUACAAUGCCUGUGCUGCUCAGAUGUUCCUCUUUACAACCCUCAUUUGUGUGGAAAAUUAUCUCUUGGCCUCCAUGGCCUAUGACCGCUAUGCAGCAGUGUGCAAGCCCCUGCACUACACCACCACCGUGACCAUAAACAUGUGUGUGGGACUCGUAAUUGGCUGCUAUAUCGUCUCAUUCCUGAAUGCUUGCAUCCAAACUGGAGUCACAUUCAGUCUCUCCUUCUGUAACUCUGAUGUAGUCCAUGAUUUUUUCUGUGAUGUUCCAGCAGUCAUGGCUCUCUCCUGCUCAGACAAACAAGUUAGUGAGCUGGUCCUUGUUUAUGUCGUGAGCUUCCAUAUAUUUUUUGCCAUCCUGGUUAUUUCAACCUCCUACAUCUUCAUUUUUGGCACCAUCCUAAGAAUGCACUCAGCUGCAGGGCAUCGCAAGGCUCUGUCCACCUGUGCCUCCCACUUCACUGCUGUCUCCAUCUUCUAUGGGACAAGUAUGUUCAUGUACUUACGGCCCACAUCCAGUCACUCCAUGGACACUGAUAAAAUUGCCUCUGUGUUUUAUACUAUAGUCAUCCCCAUGCUGAAUCCAAUGGUCUACAGCUUAAGGAACAAGGAGGUCAAGUGUGCAUUCUUAAAGGUUAAGCAUGCAUUCAUUUUAUCAAGGAAAAAUAAGCUGUAG